AUGGCGAUGAUGAUGACUGGCCGUGUGCUGCUGGUGUGUGUCCUCUGCGUGCUGUGGUGCGGUGCCGGCGGCGGCUGUGCUGCAGGAGAGGAUGCGGAAGAUGAUGGUUCUGUGAGGGGUGGUAAGGGUUUGUCAAUAAAUCCGGAAAAUGUGAUCUCAGCACCAGGGGCUUUAGGCGCACCAAAGCCACAUGCAGGAGUUGGACAAGAAGAACCUCUCACACCUAAAGAAGUGCCUCCGCAAACUACUGAAGAAAUUCCUGAGGAUGAUGCCGAAGACGAAGGAGAAAACUCUUCUGAAGAAGAGAAUAACAGUGGUAGAAUAAAUGACAGUACCAAAAGAAUAAGGGUGGAAGAGAAAAAAGAGACGCCCGCAAAGGAGUCCCUACCAGUAAAGGACUCGCAUUCACCUCAAGUACAGGAAGGAUUGAAAGAAAAAGAUAACACGGAACCCAAGACACGCAAAGAGAAAAAAAAAGAGGAAGGACCACCACCACCAGUAUCAACAGCACAACCAACAACAUUGGCAACAACACAAACACCGGAAGUAAAACUGCCUGGACGAAAAACACCCCACGUAGCUCCAGAAGGAGACGCAAGCCAAAAAGGAUUAAACGAUGCACAGACUUUGACACAUCAAAAGCAUGAAAACUCAUCGUCACAAACAGAAACGACGGCCGAACCACCGGAAGAUCCCUCAGAGGGUAUUGUGGCAGAGCAACAAGGUCAAGCCACAGCCACAGAGAAUUUGACGGAGAAUGCACCUGCCACCAAUCAGGAGGAAACAACAGCAUCAUCAAACUCCACAAGUAGCGGUGAUGAAGCCCGGAGUACGGCGGAUGAGAAUACUGCCAAUGCUCAGCGGCCCAACCCGAAUGAAUCACAUGAUGAUCUUGAAGGUAGUGAUACCCACCCAGCUCCCACGGCCGGUGAGGCAGCACCUCAAACAGGAGGAACAAUCACCACCGCCAACACAACUGAUACGGCGACGCCUGGCGACAGCGACAGCAGCACCGCAGUCUCCCACACCACCUCCCCUCUUUUGCUUCUUCUUUUUGUUGCGUGUGCGGCUGCGGCUGCGGUGGUGGCCGCGUGA
Molecule: messenger RNA, 1095 nt
Organism: Trypanosoma cruzi
Lineage: Eukaryota; Euglenozoa; Kinetoplastea; Trypanosomatida; Trypanosomatidae
Product: mucin-associated surface protein (MASP), putative
Exons: 1
Coding region: 1-1095 (364 amino acids)
Source: RefSeq, a predicted model, not a curated record